UCUGCUGAGACGUCAUAUUUACGCGACAAAGGGGUCAGGACUCACGCCAGGAGACUGUUGACACCGCGUCCCACAGAAGAAGAACUCGUUUAAAGGCUUUAAACUACAAAUAAUAAAAAUAAUAAUGUCUACCGCCAUGAACUUCGGGGCGAAGACUUUUACACCUCGGCCUCCUGAAAAAGGCGCGUUCCCUCUGGAUCACUUCGGUGAGUGUAAAGCCUUCAAGGAGAAGUUCAUGAAAUGCCUGAGAGACAACAGUUUUGACAACUCCAUGUGCCGACUGCAGUCCAAACACUACCUGGAAUGUCGCAUGGACCAUCAGCUGAUGACCAAAGAGCCUCUGGCGAAACUGGGAUUCAGGGACCUGAUGGAUCCUCCUCCCAACCAGUCAGACAGAGACAGUAAACCCUGACGACAGGAGUCCAACAAAAGCAGAUUAAAGGCCAAGACUGCCGUGGAGACUGGCUUCAUAGACUUUGAGAAUGUGGGCUCACAAGAGGACUCUGUGAUGAAUUGUGGUCUUCUUUUGACGUUAUAGAGUACUAAGAAUUGUUUCAACCCUUUGUGUAUAUAAGAUAAAAUGUAUAAUAUAUGGAGAUGC
This is a messenger RNA of Larimichthys crocea (large yellow croaker), 601 nucleotides long. It is a transcript of the gene cox19, whose product is annotated as cytochrome c oxidase assembly factor COX19. Gene Ontology annotation, biological process: mitochondrial respiratory chain complex IV assembly. The transcript has 3 exons. Gene Ontology annotation, cellular component: mitochondrial intermembrane space. The record is from RefSeq and is a predicted model, not a curated record. Bases 125 to 412 code for a protein of 95 amino acids. NCBI's taxonomy places the organism in Eukaryota, Metazoa, Chordata, Actinopteri, Sciaenidae.